CUCUUUCAUUGGUCGACAACUGAGCAGUCCUCUGUUGUUCAGUACAAACUGUAGCGAACCAGCCCAACAAUAAAUUACCGCUAUAUUAGACGUAGAUGAACUCAGACUUCGCCGUUCGUCCACUGUUUUAAAUUCUUUAACUCAUAUUUAGAUGCGCGCAACUUGUUUCGCGCAGGUAUUUGUCUUCCAGGAAACUAUGCUAGCACUGCUAGCUCUCUGCUGUUGAGUCUGCCGGGCUUUCGCUGAAGGCACCGGGGUCAGAAAUUAAUGCCAUCAGCCAGGAACUCAGGUCAUAUUAUGAGUGGGGCCAGUUGCAAAGUUAACGGCGCCGUGUACCCCGCAUCAUCGGCGGUUAUGAACUCUGUAAAGAAGCCGAAGAUGGAGCAGAUCCAGGCCGACCAUGAGCUCUUCCUGCAGGCCUUCGAAAAACCAACUCAGAUAUAUAGAUUUCUACGCACAAGAAAUUUGAUUGCACCCAUAUUUUUGCACAGAACUCUCACCUUUAUGUCACACAGAAAUGGUCGAACAAAUGCCAAAAGGAAAAAAUUUAAAGUGGAUAAUAUGUUGCAGACAAUAGAAAAGAUGAAAGGGGAGCAGGAUUCGCCAAGUUUGUCUUCUCAUCUACAGUUAACAUUCACUGGGUUCUUUCAUAAGGAUGAAAAGCCAUCCCAAAAUUCAGAAAAUGAGCAACAUUCUGUGUCUUUAGAGGUGCUUCUUGUCAAAGUUUGCCAUAAAAAACGCAAGGAUGUCAGCUGCCCAGUUAAACAAGUGCCUACAGGUAAAAAGCAGGUGCCUUUGAACCCGGACAGUAACCAAGCCAAGCCCGGUUCCUUUCCUUCCCUGCUGGUCUCCGGCAACGAGUUUGAGCCCAGCAACAGUCACAUGGUGAAGUCUUAUUCGCUCCUGUUCAGGGUGUCUUGUACUGGGAGAAGGGAAACCAACACUCUGCUCAACGGAGAAGCCAACGAGAAUAUUGAUGUAACCGACACUCCCACCAGAAGGAAGAGAAACUCCUCACACAAGGAAGAUGGAGAGAAUACUGAGACUUAUGUUGCACAGAUGACUGUUUUCGACAAGAAUAGGAGAUUACAGCUCCUGGAUGGGGAGUAUGAGGUGUCCAUGCAGGGGCUGGAAGAUUGUCCCGUGAGCAAGAAGAGAGCCACAUGGGAAACAAUCUUAGAUGGCAAGAGGUUACCUCCGUUUGAGACAUUUUCUCAGGGACCCACUUUGCAAUUCACGCUGAGAUGGACGACCGACGCCAGCGGCAAGUCCACGGCUACUGUGGCCAAGCCUCUGGCGACGAGGAACUCGGACAGCUCAAGUCCCAUGGAAACCAGGACCAGCCACCACCGAGCAGCCCUUAUGUCUGUAAAGGAGUCGGUCAGCAAUGACGUCCAUGCUAGGAAGGAGCUGGUUUCAUUUGAGCCGCGGCAGAAGCUACGCAUCUUUUAUCAGUUCCUCUACAACAACAACACACGGCAGCAAACGGAAGCGAGAGAUGAUCUCCACUGUCCGUGGUGCACCCUCAACUGCAGCAAGUUGUACAGUCUGCUGAAGCACCUCAAACUGUCCCACUCUCGCUUCAUCUUUAACUAUGUGCCUCACCCCAAGGGAGCAAGAAUCGACGUGUCCAUCAAUGAGUGCUAUGAUGGCUCUUACGUCGGCAAUCCUCAGGACAUCCACAGUCAGCCUGGCUUUGCUUUCAGCCGCAACGGUCCGGUGAAAAGAACCGCGGUCACUCACAUACUGGUCUGCAGACCUAAGAGGACUAAGCCGAGCCUGUCAGAGUUCCUGGAGUCUGAGGAUGGAGAGUUGGAGCAGCAAAGGACCUACGUCAGUGGCCACAACCGCCUCUACUUCCACAGUGACAGCUGCAUGCCUCUGCGGCCUCAGGAGAUGGAUGUGGACAGCGAGGACGAGAAAGAUCCCGAGUGGCUCAGAGAGAAGACGGCCACGCAACUGGAUGAGUUCACUGAUGUGAACGAGGGUGAGAAGGAGGUGAUGAAGCUGUGGAACCUUCAUGUCAUGAAAUAUGGCUUUAUAGCCGACAACCAGAUGAACCAGGCCAUCAUGCUGUUCGUGGAGAAGUGUGGCCCUCACAUCAUACACAGAAACCUCUGCCGCAACUUCUUGCUGCAUCUAGUAAGCAUGCACGACUUCAACCUGGUGAGCACGGCCACCAUCGACCGCGCCAUGGUGCAGCUGAGACAGAUCCGAGACGAGCUCCCGGAGCCAAAAGAGGAGCAGCCGGAAGCCGCCGGUGCAGCGACCGGGACCUGCAACGGCACCGCUCUCACCUGUACCGGAGGAAAGACCGGCAAGAGGACAAAAAGCGGGCUGUCGGAAUGAUGAUGGACGGAACCCCCAUUUGUACAUUUUUACCCCUCUUUUAAUAAACACUUCUGGUGCUUAGAUAGGUGAAGACUUGGUCGUCCGACCAGCAUACAAGGUAAACAGUUUUCUGAAACUGGUAUUGAACCAAAUAUAAAAGCCUGCCACCUACUCUCACUCAAACACGGAAACUAAGAACUGGAUGGUGCAAGUGGAGUGUCGGAGCCGCUCAGAUAUCCGCUUGUGUGACAGAGGGAUUUCACUUGAGUAUGACUUGAAUCGGCUGCCUUAGUAUCACUUUCCGGUCGACAACUAUUGUCAAGGCUGCAGUUAAAACUGUACGUGUGUUGUUUUAAGUGUACACAUGGACAAUAACCUUGUUGAAUCCUCCUUUUUAGCUGGAUAUGUUAGCACUUGUUAGAUGGCUUUUUUUAUAAAUCCGUUUUUUUUUUAAACUUAUGCUGCCUCAAAAUUCAAAUGCAGCUCCUCCAUCAAUGUCUGGAAUCAUGAUUAUCUCACUGGUGACUGACAGUUAAUUUAAGUGUACAGAAAAUGGGACGUUUGGAAAACCACCACCACCACCACGACGUGGCGCUCUUUGGUCCUCUUCAAUCACGUGAUUCCUGCUUUGUUUCCAUGAAGUGAAGAGAUGAUUUCACACUCAAACUUCCGCAGCCCUCAGCCUUUUGUCUCUACCGAUAAAUAGCUCAAGGAAUGAACUUUUGUAAUACUCUUUCUAAGACUCUCAAGUUACCAGCAAGUCAUCACCUCGCGUGUCAUGUACCUGUCAUUGGACAUGUAAUGUUUUCUGUUGAUUUUUUUCAUUUGACGUUGAGAGGAACUCAUGGUAGUGUUUUGACUGCCCAGGUUUUAUACUUCAAUAGCACCAAAUGUUUAGCUGUAUCAUCUGAAUCAAAGUCAACAGGUUACUUGGUCUUUAUUGCAAUAGAUUGGUUGGCUGACAUCCAACUGGACCACAGGCUCUGGCCGAUGCCAAAGGGGUUCUCUACACCAGGCUUCUUCCUCUUUGUACUGACCUUUUCCUCUAUUCCUUCUACUCCGUUUUGUAGUGACGACAUUGAUCAUCGCGACUGACUUCCAUGAUGGACAACCAAAUCAACUGUUUUUCUGUCAAAGUCUGUGAGGGUUUCUUUUUUUGCAUUGUGUCAAAGGAUGACAACUUCUGUUCAAACACCCUGAUUAUCGUCAACUGUACUCUCUGGCUAUGGGGUUUUAUAUUUAAAAAAAAAAGAA
Molecule: messenger RNA, 3585 nt
Organism: Synchiropus splendidus (mandarinfish)
Lineage: Eukaryota; Metazoa; Chordata; Actinopteri; Syngnathiformes; Callionymidae
Product: polycomb protein suz12-B-like
Exons: 17
Coding region: 268-2349 (693 amino acids)
Cellular component (GO): ESC/E(Z) complex; nucleus
Molecular function (GO): chromatin DNA binding
Source: RefSeq, a predicted model, not a curated record